AUGGGGAGGAGGAGCGCAACCGAGCACCCACCCUGGCGCGGAGACCGGGCACCGCGGAAUGGAGCCCCACGCGCGCACACUGCCGGGAUUAAAGCCGAUCACAUGGGGAGGGCCGGGGGCGAGCGAGGAGAGGCAGGGCCGCGAUGUCAGUGCCACCAGCCGCGCCUCGGCGUCCCCGGCGGCGGAAAGGCGGCCGCCGCUGCCGCCGCCGCCGCUGCUUCCCCACACCGAGCGCCGCCGUCCGCAGCCGCCGGAGACGUCCCGCUCCGCGCUCGCCACGCUCCCCUCCGUCGCCCGCGCGCCUUCACUCACAGGCACAGCUGCGGAGCUCGGCAGACAGUCCCGGCACAACCUCCCCGCCGCCGCCGCCGCCGCCACCGCGCCCGCCUCCACCGCCGCCUCCGCCCCUUCCUCCUGCCGGCCCCCGCCUCCCGCGCCCCGGCCGCCGCCUCCUCCCCGCGGAGCCCACCCGCUCCCGCCCCGACGUCGGAGCUGCGGGCGCUCGUUGGCUGGCGCGCGCGUCACUCACGGCCUCCCCGCUCGCCCCGCCCCCUGCCGCGCCGUCCCCGCCCCGCGCGCUGUUUUCUCCGCGGCCAGUCGGGCGGGCGUGCUCCUCCCCCGCCCGGUCCCCGCUCAGGUGUCAGUGUGGCUGCAAGGCUGGGAUUAGGGAAGGAGAAUGGGCGGGGGGUCGCGCUGGGAGGAGAGGGGCUCCACCCCAACCCACUGGGCUUCCGCCCCUGCCCCGCGCACACACCCCGGCCGCGCUGGCAGCCGUGCCAGGCCAGCCCGGCUCAGCCGCAGUGGCCUCGAAGCCCACGGUGGAUCGGCACUCGCGUUGGAAGGAGACCAAAGGAAAGAAUGCGGGAUGCGGGAGGCCACAGAGUGACAGUAGCCCAGAUCUCCUCUCUGACCUGCCUGCCGCGCCACGGAAUGAGGAGCAGGUCUCCCCCUCUGCCAGAAGGUCACCUCCGCACAGACCCUCGCAGACUAACCGCAACGCCAAGGACGAGCCAGGAGGUUGGAGCCUCUUUGGGAAUAAUGGAGAGAGCUGAAUAA
Equus quagga is the source of this 1056-nucleotide messenger RNA. Its product is annotated as sterile alpha motif domain-containing protein 1-like. NCBI's taxonomy places the organism in Eukaryota, Metazoa, Chordata, Mammalia, Perissodactyla, Equidae. The transcript has 2 exons. The record is from RefSeq and is a predicted model, not a curated record. Bases 1 to 1056 code for a protein of 351 amino acids.